Rotaria sp. Silwood1 is the source of this 4041-nucleotide messenger RNA. NCBI's taxonomy places the organism in Eukaryota, Metazoa, Rotifera, Eurotatoria, Philodinida, Philodinidae. The record is from the annotation of a GenBank genome assembly.
AUGGUGAAAGAAACGAUUCAACAAUCAACAUCUCCAACAGUAAAUUAUCUUUUGUUUUAUGUUAAUGGAAAACAAAUUAUUGAAUAUAAUGUUGAACCUAAUUGGACUCUUCUUUGGUAUCUUAGAAAUAAAUUGAAUUUGACUGGAUCGAAAUUGGGUUGUGGUGAAGGCGGAUGUGGUGCAUGUACAGUACUUAUAUCUCAAUGUCUUGAUCGACAUUCAGGUUAUAUUGAUCAUCGAACUGUUAAUGCUUGUCUUGUACCGAUUUGUUCUGUCGAUGGAUGUCAUAUAAUAACAGUCGAAGGAUUAGGUUCAGUUGCUAAAUCAAAUCUUCAUCCAACACAAUCACGUCUUGCUGAAUUGUUUGCUUCUCAAUGUGGUUUUUGUACACCUGGUAUUGUUAUGUCAUUAUAUGGAAUUGUAACAUCAUCAGAUCAUCUUCAUUCAUCAUUAACAUUACAAGAUAUUGAAGAUGCAUUUGAUGGAAAUCUUUGCCGUUGUACUGGUUAUCGACCUAUUCUUGAUGCUGCAAAAACAUUUGCAAAAGAUAUUAAUAAUUUUUUACCCAGUAAAGAUUCCUUAAUAUCAAAACCAACAUCAACAACAUUGGAUAAAUGUCUUUCGUAUGUUAAAAAAGCUGAUAAAGACUUAAAACAUAUAGAUUUUCCGAAAGAAUUACGUCAACAUAUUCCUCAAUCAAUUUAUAUAAAAGGGUCAUCCGUUGAAUGGUAUCGCCCUGUUACGUUGAAUGAAUUACUUUAUCUUCGUUCAAUUUAUCCUGGUGAUGUAUCAAAACUUGUUUUUGGUAAUACAGAAGUUCAAAUUGAAACAAAAUUGAAACAUUUGAAAUAUCCACGUUUUAUAUCUGUAACACAUAUUGAAGAACUUCAACAACUUAAACGCACAUCAAUAUCAUUAAUUCUCGGUGCUGGUAUUACAUUAACACAUUUACAAGCUAAACUUACUGAAUGGAAUGAUCGAAAACUUGAUGGUGGAAUAUGUCAAGCUCUUAUUGAUCAAUUAAAAUAUUUUGGAUCGACACAAAUUCGAAAUGUUGCUUCACUUGGUGGAAAUAUUGUUAAUGCAUCUCCUAUUUCGGAUGUUAGUCCAAUUCUUCAAGCUGCUAAUGCUCUUUUAGAAUUUCAUCGAACAGAAACUAAUUUAAUCCGAUUUGUAUCAUUACGAGAAUUUUUCUUAGAUUAUCGUCGUGUAGCAAUGACUGAUGAUGAAGUACUUGUUUCUAUUCAUAUUCCACUUCCAUCAUCAUCGAAUAAAACAUUUCUUCGUUCAUAUAAACAAGCACGUCGUCGAGAUGAUGAUAUUGCUAUUGUUAGUGCUGGUUUGCAUGUCGAACUUGAAUCGAUCAAUUCAACAGAUAAACAACAAUGGCGUAUAGUUUGUGCACGUUUUUCAUUUGGUGGAAUGGGACCAAUAACAAUGUUAGCAAAAAAUACUGAACAACAAUUAAUCGGACAAAUAUGGACAAAAACAACUAUUAAUAAAGCAUGUGAAUUAAUAUUGAAAGAAAUGCCAUUAGAUGAAUUGACUCCGGGUGGUCAACCAGAAUACAGACGUACAUUAGUUCAAUCAUUUCUUUUCAAAUUUUAUGUUUAUGUUUGUUCUGAAUUACAUCAAUCAUUGAUUGAUUCAAAAGUACUUUCAAUUGCACAUUCAUAUCAUCGACCAGUAUCUCAUGGUCAACAAAUUAUUCCUAAACGACCAUCUUCACAAAAAAUUGUUGGAACAUCAUUACCUUAUCGUUCAGCUUAUUUGCAAACAACAGGUGAAGCGAAAUAUACGGAUGAUAUGCCUUCAUUAGUUAAUACUCUUCAUGCUGCACUCGUACUUGCAACAGAACCAAAUGCUCGAAUUAAGAGUAUUGAUCUUAGUGCAGCUUCAAAAGUACCUGGUUUUGUUUCAUUUGUUAAUCAUAAAGAUAUUCCAGGCAACAAUAUGACAUGUAAAGUUUUCUAUGAUGAAGAAAUAUUUGUUUCAUCAAUCACACCAUGUAUUGGUGCUAUUAUUGGCGUAGUUUUAUGUGAAACGGAACAAGCAGCUUAUGCAGCUGCUCAUCUUGUUCAAAUUGAAUAUGAACUUUUGACACCAACAAUUUUUACAAUUGAUGAUGCUAUUGCACAUCAAUCUUAUCUAGGUAAUGAACGACGUCUUCGACAAGGUGAUGUUGACAAAGGUUUUGCUGAAGCUGAACAAACUCUCGAAGGAACAAUAUUAAUUGGUGGUCAAGAACAUUUCUAUUUGGAAACACAGUGUUGUAUGGCUAUACCAUCUAAUGAUGAUCAAGAACUUAUAUUAUAUUCAUCAACACAAGAUCCAACUAGAACACAAGAACUGACUGCCUUAGCACUUGGUUAUGAAUCUAAUCAUGUUAGAUGUCAUGUCAAACGUAUAGGUGGAGGAUUUGGUGGAAAAGAAUCAAGAUCAAUCAUUCCUGCUAUAGCUAUAGCAGUGACUGCUGUAAAAGCUGGUCGUCCUGUUCGUUUAAAUAUGGAACGUGAUAUUGAUAUGUCUGUUACUGGUCAACGUCAUCCAUUUAAAAUUCAAUAUAAAGUUGGCUUUACAAAUGAUGGACAAUUGACAGCACUUGAUAUUCGUUUAUGGUGUAAUGCUGGAUGUUCACUUGAUCUUUCACAAGCAGUUAUGGAUCGAGCAAUGCUUCAUAUCGAUAAUACUUAUCGAUUUCCAAAUAUUGAAGUACGUGGAUAUUUAUGUAAAACACAUUUACCAUCUAAUACAGCUUUUCGUGGUUUUGGUGGUCCACAAGGUCUUUUUGGUUGUGAAACAAUUAUUGAUCAUGUUGCGACACAUCUUAAAGUUGAUCCAUUGAUUAUUCGUCGUUUAAAUAUGUAUAAACAAGGAGAUUUAACACAUUUUAAUCAACCAUUAGAACGAUGGAAUGUUCCUCGAUUAAUGGAUGAACUUCUUAAAUCAAGUGACUUUUUUCAACGAAAAAAAAAUAUUGAAGAAUUUAAUCAAUUAAAUACUUAUAGAAAACGUGGUAUAACUAUUCUUCCAACAAAAUUUGGUAUUGGGUUUGCAGCAAAAUGUUUUAAUCAAGCAGGAGCUUUAGUUCAUAUUUAUAAAGAUGGUUCAGUAUUACUUAGUCAUGGAGGCACUGAAAUGGGCCAAGGUCUUCAUACGAAAAUGAUAUCUAUAGCUGCUGAAGUUUUAGGUUGUGAUGUUAAUCGAAUAUGUAUAAGUGAAACAGCAACGGAUAAAGUACCUAAUACAAGUCCAACAGCAGGAUCAGUUUCAUCGGAUUUAAAUGGUAUGGCUAUUCAAAUUGCAUGUGUACAAAUACGUGAACGACUAGAUAAGAUUCUUGCUGAGAAUGAUGGCAAUCUUUCAUGGGAAGAUCUUAUUAAAAAAGCAUAUUUUUCACGUAUUGAUUUAUGUGCACAUGGUUUUUAUGCAACACCUGAACCAAUAGGUGCAGAUUUUCCGAACAAUCGAGCAAAUUAUAAUUAUUUUACACAAGGUGCAGCAGUAACUGAAGUGGAAUUGGAUACAUUAACAGGUGAUUGGCAUAUUUUACGUGUAGAUAUUCUUAUGGAUGUUGGUACAUCACUCAAUCCUGAAAUUGAUAUUGGUCAAAUUGAAGGUGCCUUUAUACAAGGUAUGGGUUUAUUUACAAUGGAAGAACUUAUUUGGGGUGAUCAUACACAACAUAAAUGGACAAAACCAGGUAGUUUAUGUACUCGUGGACCAGGCACAUAUAAAAUUCCAUCAUUUAAUGAUGUUCCACUUGAUAUGCGUGUGGAACUUCUUUCUGAUGCAUCAAAUCCUCGAGCUAUUUAUUCAUCAAAAGGUAUUGGUGAACCACCACUUUUUCUUGGUGCUUCAGUGUUUUUUGCACUUAAAAAUGCUUGUAUGGCUUAUCGAGAACAACAAGGUUAUUCAGGAUAUUUUCCAUUAAAUUCACCAGCUACUGUUGAACGACUUCGUAUGGCUUGCACUGAUGAAUUUACUGAACGAGCAUGUGUUAAUAAACAUGAAACAUUUCAAGCUAGAGGUUCUUAUUGA